This is a messenger RNA of Terrapene triunguis (Three-toed box turtle), 2802 nucleotides long. RefSeq names its product zinc finger protein CKR1-like. The record is from RefSeq and is a predicted model, not a curated record. NCBI's taxonomy places the organism in Eukaryota, Metazoa, Chordata, Testudines, Emydidae. The transcript has 3 exons. Gene Ontology annotation, molecular function: DNA-binding transcription repressor activity, RNA polymerase II-specific. The coding region runs from base 61 to 1584 and encodes 507 amino acids. Gene Ontology annotation, biological process: negative regulation of transcription by RNA polymerase II.
GAGGGUCUCUGGCUGUUCCAGGGGCCGGCGGCCGGCAAGGAGGUGGGUGUGUAUUCCACCAUGGAGCCGUGCGUCCUGCUGGAUCCUCACCAAAAAGCCCUGUACAGGGACGUCAUGCAAGAAAGCUACGACACCCUGAUGUCGCUGGAAUUCCCCUUCCUGAAAGCGGAGGUGAUCUCCCGACUGGAACAGCGUCGCAGAGGCUCCAAGGAGAGGGAGAUCCCAGCAGCGUCUGACCCAGGUGAUGGGACAGCGAGUGAGACCGAGGAGGAGAAUCCCCCGAAGGAAGGCCCUGAGCCAGCGGAACCACGGGAGAUGCUGCCGGAAGGAUUUUCAGGAGCUGUUUGCCAGGGGCCUGCUGGGGUGAGGCUGGGAGGGGCAGGGAGGAGACAGGGCAAACCCGCCCCUCAGGGGCCCAGCCCCAAGAAACUGCAGGAUAUCACAGCUCACCAGCGAACGCCCCAGGGCCAGAAGCCGUACCGGUGCCAGGACUGUGGCAAGAGCUUCAUCUGGAGCUCGCACCUGGAGCGGCAUCGGCGCGUCCACACAGGCGAGCGCCCCUAUGCCUGCCCUGAGUGCGGUGAGCGCUUCACCCAGAGCUCCCACCUCCGGCAGCACCAGCUGGCCCAUGGCGGCGAGCGCCCCUACAAGUGUGGCGACUGUGGCAAGCGCUUCGGUGACCCGCCAGCCCUGGCGGCCCACCGGCGCGGCCACCUGGAGGACAAACCCUACCGCUGUACCCAGUGCGGCAAAGGCUUCGCCUGGAGCUCCCACCUGGAGCGUCACCGGCGUGUCCAUACCGGUGAGCGGCCCUACCGGUGCAGGGAGUGCGGGGAGGCCUUCGCCCAGAGUGCCCACCUCACCAAGCACCGCCGGACCCACACCGGGGAGCGCCCCUACCGCUGCCCCCACUGCGGGAAGGGCUUCGGGGACAGCUCUGACCUCACGCGACACAAACGGACCCACACAGCUGGGAGCAUCAGGCAGCGCCAACAACCCGCUCGCAAGCAGAGCCCGGCCAAGCCCAGGAAAGCUCAGCAGAAGGGGAAACGCAGCUGCUGCAGCCAGGGCGCUGGGGAGAGCUUGGGGCCACCACAACAGCAGCAGGGUCCCCAGUGCCAGCACUGCAGGCUGGGCUCCAAGCCCCGGAGAGCCCACCAGGAGGGGACGUGCAGCUGCUUCAGGGAGAGCUUGGAGCUGCUUCAGGGUUCAGAGGCCCUGGGACCCCAGCCCGAGCGGAAAUCCCACCCCUGUGGGCACUGCGGGAAGGUCUUCGCCUGGAGCUCCCACCUAGAGCGGCACCGGCGCGUCCACACCGGCGAGCGGCCCUAUGCCUGCCCCGAGUGUGGCGAGCGCUUCGCUCAGAGCGCCCACCUCACCAAGCAUCGCCGGACACACACCGGCGAGCGGCCCUACACCUGCCCCCACUGCGGGAAGGGCUUCAUCGAGAGCUCCGACCUGGCGCGGCACCGGCACACCCACACCGGGGAGAAGCCCCACAAGUGCGGGCAGUGCGGGAAAGGCUUCAGUGUCCGCUCAGCCCUCACCAAGCACCACAGGGAGCACACGGGGAGCACGCCGUGAGUGGUUGCCACCGAGAGCCUGCGCCAGGCUGCCCCGUCCCCUCCUCAGGGAGAGGAGAGGAAAACCUGGCACUUCCAUUUCACAUUGCACGCUUGGGAGAAGGCCCCCGGGAUGGCCCGAGGGCCUCUGGGCUGGAGACACCCCCCCCACACGGGACGGCCCAAGGGCAUCUAGACCAAGACCCCUCCAGGACGGCCCGAUGGCCUCACUACCUCUGAAAACCCAUGCUGGAAAGCACAUUUCCAGCUUUAGUACUGACGUAUCCUAAAAGUGACUCUUCAAACGUGGCUGUUUCGUCACCCUAUAGUGCCCUGCAAUCACAGGGGCUCCGUUUCCCAGCAAUAAGAUCUUUUUUCUCACUGCCAGCCCUGGGAUGGAAGAGAAGCGCUGGGUUCUUUCCUUCUCACGCGUCAUCACCAGGAAUAAAGGGUUCACAGGGCGAAUUCUUGCUUGUGCAGCCGCUGGCACCCUCACCCUCUGUGACCCCCCCAUGACAUCUUUCAUGCCCCGAGGGCCAUACAUAGGUCGACCCCUCCCCCCCGUGGAGACGCAGCUAGGUUGAUAGAUUCUUCCAUCCACCUCGCUACUGCCUCUCAGAGAAGUGGAUUUACUGCAUCACUGGAAAAUCCCCUUUUGUCAGCGUAGGCAGCGUCUACACUACAGUGCUACAGCAUCCCAGCUGCAGUGCCGUAGAUGUGUUACUGCCGUGGCUGUAGAGCAGAUGUGGCCUCAGAAGCAGUUCUGUUGCGGUUGCCCAGGGUGGGAUGGGGCAGUUGCAGGGCAAACGGGAGAUAGAGGCAGCAAGCACUUGAGGCCCGACUCUGCUACAUGCAGGGAGCAGGGCAGCGGGGUGGAGAAAAGGGGCCAGUCCUGUGGGAUACGUUCUCAGAUUGCAAUCACAAGAGGAAAAAUGUGCUACAGGGGGUGAGUGGCCAUAGUGUGUCUCCUCUCUCCACCACCGGCCUACACGGCUGGGACUCCUUUACAGCAGGAUGACCGAGAGGGGAACCAGCCCCUUUAAACUUUCUUUAAAGAACGUUGAGCGUUAAAGAGGAAGGGCCCAGCACUCACUGGUUGACCCUAAAAGAAAGUGGCAAAUAACCAGCCAGGGGGUCUGGCUUCAGGGGUUUCAGAGUCUGGCUGGUCCAAAUUUUAAUUUUUCAUUCCAUUCCGAGAAUGACAUUUUUUUCAUGAAAAAUCUUUCUUUCCCUUUUUUUU